Rhinolophus ferrumequinum (greater horseshoe bat) is the source of this 2708-nucleotide messenger RNA. RefSeq names its product LIM homeobox 2 (gene LHX2). Bases 903 to 2123 code for a protein of 406 amino acids. Gene Ontology annotation, cellular component: nucleus. The transcript has 5 exons. The record is from RefSeq and is a predicted model, not a curated record. Gene Ontology annotation, biological process: regulation of transcription by RNA polymerase II; neuron differentiation. Gene Ontology annotation, molecular function: RNA polymerase II transcription regulatory region sequence-specific DNA binding; DNA-binding transcription factor activity, RNA polymerase II-specific. NCBI's taxonomy places the organism in Eukaryota, Metazoa, Chordata, Mammalia, Chiroptera, Rhinolophidae.
UCUCCUCCUCUUGUUUCUCCCCUCCCUCUCUGGUCUCCCGCCUUCCCGGAGCACGCGCUGCCAGGGCUCGGGGUGCCUGGCGGCCAAUGGCGCGGCGGCAGGACGUGAUGUCAGGCGCGGCUGUAGAAAAGGCGCGGACGCUUGGCUGGCGCGGACUGCAGAGCCGGGGCUGGGCUCGGCGCGCUCUUGGAGAGCGUUGCGCGCGGCUGGGCCCGCGGCUGGCGACUCCUCCUCCCACUCUGCUCCUCCUCCUUUUUCCCCUCCUCCUCUACCGCCUCCUCCCUCUCCUCCUCCUCCACCUCCUCCUCUUCCUCCUCCUUCGCUUCAAUUCUCCCAGUGGCUCGGCUCGGCUCGCUGGCUUCGGAGAAAUCCCUACUCCCUAGCCCACCCAGCGUCUAAGCGGGUCGCCUUGGGCUGAAGGCGCCCUCCAGGGAGGGGAGAGGUCCAGGCAGCUGGGCCGCCGCGGGCACCUAGCCGCUCCCGGGUGAGCCCCGACCGCAGCCGUCGUCGCCUCGGGCAGACUUUGCGCUCCUGCUUUGCGCCCGGGGCGCAGAAGCAGGGCCGGCAAUGCCCGCGGCGUGAAAGCGCCCGCGGCGGGCGCCGACCUCUGCCCUUGUCUCCCCCUCCUUCCCCCCAGCCCCGUGCCCUUGUGACCCUAGCUUUGGCGCCGCCGCCAAGGCGCCCCGCGAUGUAGCUGCCCCCGAGCCUCGGCGGGAGGCGUCCUGGCCCGCGGGCGCCCAGGGCCCGGAGCCCGGCCUGGGGGCGCAGCCGAGCUCGGGCGGGGCCGGGGCCGCGGUGGCGAUGCACCCGGCCCGUUAGCGCCGGGAGCGCCAGGCAACUGAGGCGGGGGACAAUCCCUCCCGCGAAGGAGCCGCGCCCCCGGCCCCGCCGGUCCCGCCGCGAUGCUGUUCCACAGUCUGUCGGGCCCCGAGGUGCACGGGGUCAUCGACGAGAUGGACCGCAGGGCCAAGAGCGAGGCUCCCGCCAUCAGCUCCGCCAUCGACCGCGGCGACACGGAGACGACGAUGCCGUCCAUCAGCAGUGACCGCGCUGCGCUGUGCGCCGGCUGCGGGGGCAAGAUCUCCGACCGCUACUACCUGCUGGCGGUGGACAAGCAGUGGCACAUGCGCUGCCUCAAGUGCUGUGAGUGCAAGCUCAACUUGGAGUCGGAGCUCACCUGUUUCAGCAAGGAUGGAAGUAUCUACUGCAAGGAAGACUACUACAGGCGGUUCUCUGUGCAGCGCUGCGCCCGCUGCCACCUGGGCAUCUCGGCCUCAGAGAUGGUGAUGCGGGCUCGGGACUUGGUUUAUCACCUCAACUGCUUCACGUGCACCACGUGUAACAAGAUGCUGACCACCGGUGACCACUUCGGCAUGAAGGACAGCCUGGUCUACUGCCGCUUGCACUUCGAGGCACUGCUGCAGGGCGAGUAUCCCGCGCACUUCAACCACGCCGACGUGGCGGCGGCAGCGGCCGCAGCCGCCGCGGCCAAGAGCGCGGGGCUGGGCGCAGCCGGGGCCAACCCGCUGGGUCUCCCCUACUACAAUGGCGUGGGCACGGUGCAGAAGGGGCGGCCGAGGAAGCGCAAGAGCCCGGGCCCAGGGGCGGAUCUGGCGGCCUACAAUGCUGCGCUGAGCUGCAACGAGAACGACGCGGAGCACCUGGACCGCGACCAGCCGUACCCGAGCAGCCAGAAGACGAAGCGCAUGCGCACCUCCUUCAAGCACCACCAGCUUCGGACCAUGAAGUCUUACUUUGCCAUUAACCACAACCCCGACGCCAAGGACUUGAAGCAGCUCGCGCAAAAGACGGGCCUCACCAAGCGGGUCCUCCAGGUCUGGUUUCAGAAUGCCCGGGCCAAGUUCAGGCGCAACCUCUUACGGCAGGAAAACACCGGCGUGGACAAGUCCACGGAGGCGGCACUGCAGACGGGGACGCCAUCGGGGCCAGCCUCGGAGCUCUCCAAUGCCUCGCUCAGCCCCUCCAGCACUCCCACCACCCUCACAGACUUGACUAGUCCCACCCUGCCAACUGUGACGUCCGUCUUAACUUCUGUGCCUGGCAACCUGGAGGGCCACGAGCCUCACAGUCCCUCACAAACGACUCUUACCAACCUUUUCUAAUGACUUGCGCCUACCCCGCCCCUUGCCCCACAAUUUCUUUAAAAAAGAAAUUAUCUUUAGUUGAAUUCCAAGUGUAUUUUAAAAUAGAGGCUUUGAGCAACUAACUAACCACAUUUUAGGAUCUCGCCUGGAAACAGAGGAAGAAAAUAAUUGCGUGUCCAGCUAAUGCAGUGGUGUGGACUGAGGAAUUACUUGGAAGAUCUAUCUGCGACACAACAUUUGUGUCCCUGUACAGUUUUGGGGACUGAGCGAGGAAAAACAACAAAUAAUUUAAGUUGGCUAGAGCUUCUGUAUUUUCAAAGACUGCCACGUGCCUUAGGAAUACUGUUUUAUCUCCAUACUUUGGACGACUUGUUCAUUUUUCUCUCCCUCUUUUUCUCUCUGUAUAUUUAUGAUCAGAGCAAAAAUGUAAAAAAAAAAAAAAACGUUUGUUACUUUGAAUAGUCCUAAAAAGAAAAAAAAAAAAAGGAAAAAUCAAACCCCCUCCAACGGUCACUUCAUUGUUUUAGAAUUUUAAGGUGGAAGUCUGUUCGAAUAUCAGAAUUUGUAAAAUCUAACCAGUAAUAAAACCACUUAUUGAAACUA